Molecule: messenger RNA, 5866 nt
Organism: Haliotis rubra (blacklip abalone)
Lineage: Eukaryota; Metazoa; Mollusca; Gastropoda; Lepetellida; Haliotidae
Product: protein kinase C and casein kinase substrate in neurons protein 2-like
Exons: 11
Coding region: 134-1783 (549 amino acids)
Biological process (GO): regulation of endocytosis; plasma membrane tubulation; cytoskeleton organization
Cellular component (GO): cytoplasm; endosome; plasma membrane
Molecular function (GO): protein binding; phospholipid binding
Source: RefSeq, a predicted model, not a curated record
ACAGAGGCGAACCAAUUGUAUUGGCUGUUACUUGAGAGCAAGGCAAGAGAUCUUCCACCCAUCGUACGGACAUAUUGGACUUGCUUUCUUAGGACAGAGACCCAGAUUGAAGUGAAAGUAUACACAAGGAGAAAUGUCUGUGACGGAAGAAGUCGUGAUGCCAACCUCAGACAGCUUCUGGGAGUUGGGCAAGUUCAUGAAAACAGUGAAAAGAUGUGACAAUGGCUACAAAUUGUGUGAUUCUCUGAGGCAGUUGGUGGAACAACGUAGUGAGAUUGAAAAAAAGUAUGCCAAGGACUUGGUACAGUGGGCCAAAAAAUGGAACAACUUCUUAGAUAAUGGUGCAGAGUAUGGCACAAUGCAGGGAGCAUGGCGAGGACUGCUGUGUGAGGCUGAUAGUCUCUCUGAUUUACAUACUCUUAUUGGAGACAGAUUAAUGUCAGAAGUGUAUCAUUCAGUGAAAAUCUGGCAAAAAGAAAACUAUCACAAAUCAAUGAUGCAUUUCAAAGAAACAAAAGAAUUUGAAGAUAGUUUCAGAAAGGCUCAGAAACCUUGGGGAAAGAAGUUGACUAAAGUGCUGACCGCUAGAAAGGAUUACCACAAUGUCUGCCGCCAGGAGAAGAGCACAGCUAACCAGGAGAACAAUGCUCGUGCAGACACAGCAGUGUCCCCAGAUCAGCUGAAAAAAUUGCAAGAAAAGCUACGGAAGCUGCAGGAAGAAGUGAAUGUAACACGUGACAAGUACCAGGCAUCUUUGAAUGACCUCAACAGUUACAAUGCCAAGUAUAUGGAGGACAUGACUGAGGUUUAUGAGAAAUGUCAAAAUUUCGAGAGGAUGCGAAUAGACUUUUUGAAGAAGACAAUGUUUCAAAUGCAUUCCUGUUUGGAUUUAUCUGUUGAUUCCAGGUAUGCAAAGCUGUACACUGACUUGCAUUCAACGAUAGGUAACACUGACCCAGAUAUGGACUUGAAAUGGUGGUCUACAAACAGUGGUGUAGACAUGGCGAUGAACUGGCCUGCAUUUGAGGAAUAUUCUCCAGAGCUACAGUCUAUAUCCAAGCGUGGUAAGUCGCAGAUUGGCAGUGGAGAUGGUAUCACUAUUACACGUAUCCGCCAUAACAGAGAGAGCAGCUAUGAGAACUAUGGGUCAGACCAUGCCCAACCACCCAGCUACAACACAUUGCCCACAACCCAGACCAGGGCCAAUGACACCAAUAUUGCAGCCGCAACAGUCACUCCACCACCACCCAGGCAGCCUAGCUAUGAUGAGAGUCUCAAUCCAUUUGGUGGUGAUGAUAAGGAAGAUGAAGGUGGUGGCGCAGAUGUACCACUUAAAGAAGAAAAAGAAAGUCUAGAGUGUCAGCUACCGCCUUCCCCUCCACUCCCUCAGAAGACAAGCGAUGCAGCAUCUCCUGCUCAGAACAUGCACACUAAUCAUGUUAAAGGCCUUUCAUCUGACCAGAGCUGCAAGCAAGCAACAUCUACCAACAAGCACAACAUGCCAGCAGCACCCGUCACUGAUGACUACAAUGGUGGGGCUUCCAACCCGUUUGGAGAGGCUGCAUCAGAUGAUGAUCAGUCAGUUGAGGAUGAUCCUGCAACAGACCGUGGAGUUGCUGUCAAAGCCAUAUAUGAUUAUGUCAAGACAGAAGAUGAUGAAUUUAGUUUCAAAACCGGUGAUGUGUUUGUCAAGUUAACAGAUGAGGAUGAGAUGGGAUGGUGCAGGGGAAGAAAAGAUGGUGACAUUGGUCUUUUUCCAGCCAACUAUGUUGUGCCAUUAUGAGUGGUCCAAGCCAGCUGUGAGCCUGGUGGCCAUGUAUGGGACUGUGAUACUUACAGCCAUCAGAAGUGUAGUAUGUUACUCCAGACAACAGCCACCCUAUACCUCCAAGUCCACAUCUGUGGAUGUACUGUAGACAUACAUAGUCACCCGCUUCCUAUCAUAGAUGCAACUACUUGUAACCAGGGUGGAGUAGAUGACACCUCAUGCUGAUAGACACAUAAUGUGUUAUAAAAGUUAUCUGAUAUUAGUUUCUGUACAUAUUGAUAUAUUAGUAUCUUCAAUACAACCUUACUAAACACAUUGAUACAGACCUUAAUGUUUUGUUUGCAAAUGGUUGUAGUUUUUUCAGGAAGAACCAUUUCCAAAGGCAAAUAUUUUGUCAAGAUAUCAAUUUUCAGCAACCAGUGAAAUACAUGUUUCUUACUGUUAAUGGAUAAAACUGAACUGAUAGUGCUUUAACAGUAGUCAACCCUAAUAUUUGUUUCAUUUUGAUUAUUAUAAUCGUCAUGAUCAUUUGAAAGAGUGUGUGUUACGAUAUAUAUGUACAUAUAUGUAUAUAUAUUGUAGCAACAUUUGCUUUUAAGAGUACAAGUAGAUUUACUCAAUGCAAAUUUGGUUCUUGGAAAGCAGUAAACAUGGAUGUAAAAUAUUGCACCCAUGUUAUCGAUAUUCUUCUGACAACAAAAAUAGCUACAGCUUUUGUAAUUAUUUUCUACACAGAUGUUAUGUGCUUUGAUAUUUGCUUGGGGGAUAUAUGCUGUUAUAAGCAGGACUCCAUUUUUAGGUGUUUACCAGACUUUCUUUUGAGAAUGAAAAAUGUUUCAUACAAAGCCUCUCUCUCUCUAUAUAUAUAUAGGUUUGGCAUUGGUAUAGGCAAGAGAGUGUAAAUAUAUGUGACUGCUUUGUAUGUGUCGAUAGUCCACUGCAUGUUAAAAUUAUUUCAAAUGAUUAACACAGCAACUCAGGUAGCUGCUUCCAUUUGUCAAGUUGGGUUGUUCUCUGGCAAUACACACUGGGAAUUGAGCAGUCAGCACUGAUGUUAGGGAUGGAGUAAGUUGCCAUCCUCAACAUGAUCAUGUCUAAUGCCAAAUUAUUGAAUCAAAGGAUCAUAAGUUUGUAAAAUUGAAUUUGCAAAUUGCACUUACUUUUAAUGUGUUUAAGCUUAUGAGCUGAGUGUACGAAGGAAGGCUAGACACUGCGACAUGUUUAAAUACAAUAGCUGUCUAUGAGCCGAGUGUACGAAGGAAGGCUAGACACUGCGACAUGUUUAAAUACAAUAGCUGUCUAUGAGCAGAGUGUACGAAGGAAGGCUAGACACUGCGACAUGUUUAAAUACAAUAGCUGUCUAUGAGCUGAGUGUACGAAGGAAGGCUAAACACUGCGACAUGUUUAAAUACAAUAGCAGUCUAUGAGCUGCGAGUAUGAAGGAAGGCUAGACACUGCGACAUGUUUAAACACAAUAGCUGUCUAUGAGCUGCGAGUAUGAAGGAAGGACAGAUUUGUUGCUGUGACCUUGAUUGCUUGUAAUUUUGCUUUGAAAGACACAGGCAUAAUAUCUCAGAGAGCUUUUCGGAACUAAACUGUUUUGUGCACCUGCCUACUAAACACUUGCUUCAUCUCUGCUAUGUGUGGAAGCACACAUACAAAGAAAUGAAUUCGAAGGUAUUGUGACAAAAAUGAAAAAAAAACAUGUGGAAUGUGUUGAAGGAAAUAUGUUGAUAGAUGAGCAGAAUAUGUUUUAUUUUAUUUUAUGAUUCAAUUAGUAACCAGGAAGUCUAAUAUAGUCAUGAAGUACAGAACUUAUAUAAUGUAUGUAAAAUAUCUAAUGGUCUUUCUAAAUAUUACUGGAUAAUGGGCUUGUUAUUUUAAAAACAACAAAAAUAUUCCAAAGUUCUUUUUCUCAAACUCUGUGCAGUUUAUUGCCUUUUAGCUGCAAUUUCUUCAACCUUAAGAUUCUGCAACCUUAAAGACAUUAACAAGAAGUCAUUUAUAUAUGUUGAAAUACUUUACCUGAAAUCAUUGAAAAGAUGCUAUUUUUUUAUUGUUGUUUUAGAUACGAUUACAGCAUUUACAUUAUUAGAUAGUUGUAUAGCCACUAGAAUCACAUGGAUUUAUGUGUAGCUUUAUGCCGUAACUGGGGAUUAAUUUGUAUUUAUACUGCCUACUCAGAGUGUGAGCCAAAAUGUUGGUGUUUUUGUAUAUAAUAUGAUCAUAUGUCUUUCAUAAUCUUUAAGUAAGUGCAUAAACAGUAGUUAUAGUGACAAAAUGGGACUACCUCCUUUAUUUAUGAUUUUAGCCACAACUGAGAGCGCAUACAAAAGUGGGAACUUGUUGACUGAACUUUCUGAGUUCUUACCCUUGUUAAGUGAAGUUGAGUGAUCAUCACCCUGGUACACCAGAUAUUUUGGAGGUUGAUCAGUUAUCGCUUCAAGAUAAAAUUAGAGGUUGUGUGACCAUCACCCUUUUCUUCCAGAUAUGUUGGUGAUUGAACAACGGUUAGUGAGUGAAUGAGACUGGUUCUUUGUGUGUUGCGCUGUGUAAGAUUCUUGUCACACAAUCUAAUGUAUUCACUCAGUUGGGAAAUAUAUUUCAUUGAUCAGAUUUUCUUAUUACAGAAAUAUAAUCAUACACUUUUUAAGGUAUUUGUUUUCUCCUCUCUCUCUGAACCAGUUACAGAAUUGCCAGAGUUCAUAAUUCCAGUGAUAUAUUUGUUAACAUGGCAAUAAGUAGUAGAGGACUUCUUUGUAGAUGUCAUGUCAGUAAAUCAGUUCUCAUGCUAGAUAUACAAGCUUGAAUUACAUGUUUUGUUCAUAACUAUUUGUUCUUGGCCAAAUUUUGCAAAAAGGAGAUAAUCUAUCUGCUUGACUUUAUCCAAUCAGGAAAUUGUAAAUUGUUGACCCCAUACUGUGACAAUCUGUUUUAUUACUACAGGAGCUUAUGCUAGUCAUUGGUAACUGAUUGGAUACUACUGCAUUAGGGAGUUACUAAUUAUGUGUUGACUGUUGUGGCAUCCCUUCCAUGUUUUGCUGAGUUAUGUACUAAUUUUUUUAUCAUUUUGGUUUGCUGAGAGCUUUAUCUACAUGGUGUAGAUAAUUUUCAGCAAAAGCCAGUGUGGAGAUCAUUGACCAAAUCCUUUUACCCUCAGAAAGAAAAUGCAGUGUUACACAAUGGUGACAUUUUUUGCAGAAAUGUAAAGGCCAGUAUGCAAUAAAGUAUUGGAAAAUUCUGAACAGAGGACCAUUUUGGCAUUUUUUGGUGCAUAAAUUAAUCAAUUUCUAUUUGUGAAGGGAAUUUCAGAAUAAGAUUUUAAAAAUAUUGAUUUCUAUUUGGCAAACAAGUUUGGAUGAUCUUCUAUAUUUUGAUGUUAGCUACUGGUUUUAUCAGUCCAUGUGUAGACAUGUGGACAGCCAGUAUUGAUGGCCAUACAUGAUUGCAACAGUGGUUAACUCUUACAGAUAAUAUUUCGACAUUCCCUCCUUGAGUGCAAUUGAAAUGUGAAGACAGGGAUCUGUAAAUACUCAGUAUCAGAGAGUUGUAUGAGCUUGGAUAUCAGCUGACAGGGGUUAGAAUAUUUAUGCAAUUAAUGACAUGAGUUGAUGAUCGUUAGUCAGUUCUAAGUCUUAAACAAGUGGCAAUACAUUUAUCCUCAUCAGGCUAUCAAGCAUUGAUUUGUAGAGAUUGAUACAUAUGGAUAUCCCAGUCUUUGACACUGAAGAAUUAUGAUACAGACAGUUUGGUUGUCUUCUGGUCUUAGUGUAUGUAGUAGCAAGAUGAUCUACUUAAUCACAGUGUCCAUAUUAUUUGCUUACAUAACAAUGAUGUAGCCUGAUAACCAGUUUAGCCUUGGAUAUUUCCUAUAUCUGUACAUGUGUAUCAUUGUAUAGUCAGGGCAGUAAGCUGGCAAAUCGUUGAAGUCCUUGUGACUCAAACUGGAGUCAUUGUCAUGCACUUGUAGUCGCUUUUGUAGAUAUCCUACAAAAGUGACAUCCAUGUGCUUCACCAAUUACUAGAUAAAUCUUAACACGUGUAAUAUAUAAAUACAUAUAUAAUCAUGGUUAUUAUGAAUAAAGAUGUUCAACAGUA